Molecule: messenger RNA, 2938 nt
Organism: Drosophila serrata
Lineage: Eukaryota; Metazoa; Arthropoda; Insecta; Diptera; Drosophilidae
Product: FAST kinase domain-containing protein 1, mitochondrial
Biological process (GO): regulation of mitochondrial mRNA stability; mitochondrial RNA processing
Cellular component (GO): mitochondrial matrix; ribonucleoprotein granule
Molecular function (GO): RNA binding
Source: RefSeq, a predicted model, not a curated record
AUUCAUCACAUGUUUACACGGCGGCUUGCUAUUAUUAUUAUUUAACAUCUUUGUAAAUAAACCAAAGAGUGCAACAUGUAUCUGAAUUACGCACCCCGAGCACAAUGGAAGUUCCUGCAAUAUCUCAUGCAAAUACGACAGUUGCAGUUGCUGAGGAGACAAGUAAACAUUGGGGCAAAGCCGCCUCUGCUGCCGGCAGCGUCAUUCCUACCGGCAAAUGGUCUUCACCUGGUCCCGGCGACUGGGCGCCAACAAAAAAGCUUCAUCGUAACAACUGCCACGGACAAAGACCCUCUACUGUCGCGUCUAGAGGAGACAAAAUCGGGAGACGAACUUCUGGAGUUGUUGAUAGAAAGUAGUGAAAAAGAUGUACUGGACGGCUCUCAUCUGGUGGAGAGCAUCUCACUCCUCUGGAAGCACUACCAAGGCCUAGAUCAGCCAGGAAGAGAUACUCUCACGAAGCGUGUGCUAAAGGAAGUCCUGCCCCAACUCAGUACCCACCAUAUAGACCACCUGGACACUAACGAUCUAAGUCGCUGCUACCUCCACCUGCGGAAAAUGCGGAUAGCAAACCACGAGCCAGCCGUCGAGGCGGUUUUGAUGCGAGUUCUUCGCCUGAUAGACAGUGCAGUAGAUGGAAGUUAUGUGAUUCCUCUGACCGCCUUAUCACGCCUGUCGGUGGGUAUUAACUUGGAACGCGACUUCUUUGCGCCUCUUGUGUGCCGCAACUUUGUGCCGCAGUUGGAGAGGCACAUCAACCAAUGCAGCACCGAAGAACAGGUUCGCCUCUUAUCCACCUGCCUCUUCCAGCUUCACAUGCUCAUUGAUGAUCAACUGCUUCAAGACUUUAAGCAUAGAGUGACUGAGAUGCUGCACAGCGGCGACCUCAGCUGUGAAACCCCCAAGGCGUUGCUCAAGGUGCUCCACAUGCUGAAUAUUCCGGUAUGGUCACAAGAUCACACACCGUUAAUAAGAGAGAUCAUGCUAGCCCUGGGCCCGUGCAUUCCCCACUUGGAGUCUGGAGAUUUGAAGAGCGUGUGCCGUGCGUUUCUGCACCACCAAGAGCCUGCCACUUUGACGCAGUCUCUUAAAGACUCCACAGAAAAGUUACUGAAGGAGGAAAGAUCGGCAGACGCUUUGUCUUGUGCCGUCCACUUUGCUACUCCCCUGCAAAGGGACGAGUACAUGGAAACUUUUCGCGAUCUGAUUAACUGCGAAGAGGCCUGGCUCUUUCCAAGUGCAAGCGGACACUUUUUUAGAGUGUUGCGCGCCUUGAAGAUCUCCGACCUGAGAAUGUGCAACACCUACUGGUCGGGAGUCGUGCGAGAGCUGGACUCCUGCCUGGAAGAGCAAACCCACCUGCGCUUCUUGAGGCACUGCCAACGCUAUAUGAACUUCAACAACAACCUGGGAGGAACCUACCGGCACUUUACCGUCGAGCGGAAGCUGAGUCGCAUGUGCAUGAGCGCCAUAGAGGGGGACAUUGCUGGCAGACUGCCAACGAAAUUUGCGCGCAUGGCGGCGUUUGUAUUGGCCUACGGACAGACACAAUUUGCUUGGAAAAAAUUUCCCAACGUAAUACUGAGCAAGAUGCUAUCGAUGGCUCCGCAACUGGACAUUCAGGAUUGCUUUCUGCUUAGCCGCGGCAUGCAAAUUGCCAGCGAAUUAAGAUUUCGGCAGCAUCUUCCCCCACUGGCUGGCAUGCAGCUGUCCACCAUGGAUAGCAUCCUCAUCGGCUGUGCGGAAAGACAUCUAGCUGACACCGAUGACAAUCCGUUGACUCCUGGUGAACUCAGCAUGAUUGUCCGAACCCUCAGCCAUCGCAAAACUCUGAAGAAUACCUUGGUAUACAAACAAGCUCUGGUACUCUAUAAAUCUCUUCACUGCAAGGAUCUAAAUUCCCGAGUGGUUCGAGACAUGGCGUACAAUUUCAACGCAUCGCACUUCUUUGUGCCAGAGUUAUUGGAGUCAAUGUUUGGCUACAUUUCCGAGCAACAUGACCACAUCACCGGAGACACCGUUGAGAAGGUCUUAACCUGUGCCUAUAACCUGGGUUAUACACCUGCAUCUCCCCAUGUCUUGCAUCAUGUAGCUAACGUAUUACUCAGAGACUUUGAUCAAAUGAGUGGAUUAUCACUCGUCCAAGCCUGCCUGGCACUGUGCUUCUAUAAGUCCAUACCGGAGAAGCUGAUCAAUAACGUAUUCUGCGUGAAGUUUAUUCAGCGGAUUGAGGAUGAAAUACAGGUCUGUUACUCCAAGGCCACCUAUCCAGAAAGGGUGCUCAACCUGGUAAUGCAGCUGAAUCGCACAGUCUGCCUGGAUUUACCCGAGGCGAACGUGCCGUGGUUUCAGCAGAACUAUAUCGAAGCUCAGAUGAGCAAAAAGCCAGCUCGGUCCAGUACCUUCACCACCGAUGUUAAACAACUUCUGCAGAAUCUGCUAAAGAACGAUAAUCACUUUCGCUGCAAUCAUACGACACCGUACGGCUACCACAUAGAUUUUGUGAUUCACUUCGAUCGGGACAGGAAGCCAAUACCAGCACCUCCUGCGGAGGUCACCAUGUUAGAUCGUAUAACUAAGGUGGCCAUACUUCUGCUAAAGUUGGAUUCGUUCUGUGAAAACGAUUUGACUGCAUUGAGAGGGCCCGAGUCUAUGAAAAUGAAGCAUUUGGAAAUGAUGGGCUACAAAGUGCUGCAAAUAAAUGAGCAUGACUGGAACUCUAAGUACAUGGCGACACAGGGUGCCAAGGAAAAAUUCCUAAAAUGCUUGCUACAGAUUUCUCAAUAGUCGUUGUUGAUUAGUUACAUUCGUUAGGUUAACAUGUAACUUUAAAGUGUAGGAUUAUAAAUUUAUAUGAUUUUAUGUUAUGUUAACAUUUUGUUAAUAGAUAAGCGAAAGGUGAUACGCCUUCACCUUCGUUGUUUUUAUACCCUUGCAG